CAACCAAAUUGGGUUAAGCCUAACUUAAUAGUAGUUACUGAAAUAAUAUACAAAUAUUAUUAUGCAACAUAUCGCACAGCACCAGAGAAAGACAAGUGGCAUAGCACAGACCCUAGCUGCUCCGAUAUGGCAGGAGGUGAGGGAUUGAUUGGCCAUUAUAGAGCCGAAGAUGCACCAACGACAAGGUUGCCCAGGCAACCGGUACGCCAACGCGGUUACAACCCUGUCAUACAGCCACCCACCACCGCCACUAGGUGGACGAUCACGUGAUCGAUCGAUUCGGUUACCCUUUGAAAUAUAGGCACUAUUGUCUCUCGAUCUUGUUCAUCAUUAUUUAUUAAUCAUCAUAUUUCAACAUAUUUUUCAAUCACUUUUCGUGUUCUUGCUUUGCUUUGUGGAGUUAAUUAUAAUCCAAUUGGCGAUUUAUAUACGCGUGUACAUGUUUGUAUAUAUAGUAUUCUUUUGAUAUAUCAGAUAUGGCGACUGGAUUAUACACUGCGGCACCAUUUUUGAGUAGAUUUCAGGGAAAAAGUUCAGGUCUUUCUACGAAUCUAGGGGGAAUUUCUGGCAAUCCAUGUGGAUGGACUGGAAAUUUCAUCUUCAUGGUUGAGCUUCGAAAGAAGAUCUUAACCUUUCGAGAUAUUAUUGAUCUUCCUCCUUGUGACGGCUCAAGUCCCAUCAGCGAGCUGGUCAAGGGAACAGUAGAAGAUCUCCACAAGCUGUAUCCCAAUGUUGUUCCGUACAAUGUUCUUGCACCAGAAACUGAAAAUAUUUCAAUAGAUCAUGAAUUAGCUCUUUUAUACAAGGCAUUAAAAGCCAUUGGAGAUUCAUGGGCUAAGAAUCAUAAGUGGAUAAACAAUUGGGGACAUAAUGCAGGGGAUUGUUUGGAAAACAUGAUCAGUUUGGAGCAACUUGGGGGAAAAGUGCUAGCAGAGCUUAGAUACAUGACUGAUAUUGCUAAAGAAAUGUUCGAUGUGAUGGAUGAAGAUGAUAAGAGCAAUAACGAGGGCAGAGUUCAGAGCUCAACCAUUGGAGAUAUAUUGAUUGAAUCUUAUUCUGACAACAAACGCUUGAGCUGUCCUUCACCAAAUACUCCAACUUCAGCAUCUCCUGAGCUUAGUUCUUUUGGUAUGGAGCUCAGCGAAUUCAGCCAUGAUGCUUCUAGCUCUCAGUCACUUCUCCUGCCUUUUAGACUCAAGGCACUGGAAAAUUUGAAGCCUGUGGGAAUGAAACACCUCUUCUCAUUUGACAUGUCUCCCUCUUUAGUCACUCAUGAUUCCAGCCACUUAAUAGAAAUAAACAAGAAAGAAGCUCAACAAGUAGCUGAAGAAUCACCACUUCAAUCAAACUAUGAAGAGAUGACAGAUUUAAAAGAUACCAAAAAUUCGAUAAAGUUUACAAAUAACACCUCAAAUUCAAUACCUGAUCAUCAGCCAAUAGCAUUGGCAGCGGCAACAUCACCAUCACCAUCAACUCUCCCCUCACCGCCGCCUCCUCCUCCACCACCAGUGCUACCAUCAAAUCCUCUUUCAAUUAAGCCAGUAGUUGCUCCUCCAUCACCACCAUGUGGCCCACCUUUAGGUGUAGCUGCAGCUAGGCCUGUUCUGGCACCGAUAAGAUCAAAUGCGCCAUUGCCACCCCCGCCCAUGGCUCCAACAAAAGGAGCCAUGCCGCCUCCUCCUCCUCCACUGGGUGCUUCUAAAGCCCUUCGUCCAAAGAAAGCAGCUACCAAGCUGAAGAGAUCAUCCCACAUGGGAAGCUUGUACAGGACUCUCAAAGGGAAAGUGGAAGGCUCUAGCUUAAGUGGUAAACAACAAGGGAAAAAGUCUAAGGUAGGAGGAGGGCCUGCUGGAGGAAAGCAGGGCAUGGCUGAUGCUCUGGCAGAGAUGACAAAAAGAUCAGCUUAUUUUCAACAGAUUGAAGAUGUUCAAAAGCAUUCGAAAUCAAUCAUGGAGAUUAAAGCUGCUAUCAACUCCUUCCAAUCAAAGGACAUGUCUGAACUUAUCAAGUUCCAUAAGUAUGUGGAACAACAUCUGGAGAAACUGACCGAUGAGACUCAGGUGCUGGCAAGGUUUGAAGGUUUUCCCUCGAAGAAGCUGGAAUCAUUAAGGAGUGCAGCGGCCUUGCAUUUGAAACUAGAAGAUAUGGUCAAUAACCUUGAAAAAUGGAAAGUGGCUCCUCCUUUAGGCCAGCUACUUGACAAGGUUGAAUCCUUCUUCACCAAGGUCAAAGGAGAAAUAGAUGCAUUGGAAAGAAGCAAAGAUGAAGAGGCUAAGAAGUUCCAAAGCCACAAUAUCACAUUUGACUUCAAUAUUUUGAUACUAAUUAAGGAAUGCAUGGUAGACGUUUCUUCUAGCUGCAUGGAAUUAGCACUUGAGGAAAAAAGAAAGGUAAAAGCAAAAGAAAGUGGUGAGAAUGGGAGGUCUAGUAGUAGUAAGGGUGAUCAAGAGCAAGGAAAGGCACACACAAAAAUGCUAUGGAAAGCAUUUCAAUUUGCAUUUCGUGUGUAUAGCUUUGCAGGUGGACAAGAUGAUCGAGCUGAUAUGCUUACCAAGCAACUAGCACAUGAAAUAGAGAUUGAUCCUUUUUAAGAGUAGUAAUAUAAAAAGCUAAUUAUGUAAAAAUAUUUUUUCUCAAAAAAAAAUAAAAAUAAAAAAUUAUGUA
Messenger RNA from Humulus lupulus (European hop), 2664 nucleotides. RefSeq lists its product as uncharacterized. The coding region runs from base 477 to 2591 and encodes 704 amino acids. The record is from RefSeq and is a predicted model, not a curated record. The transcript has 9 exons. Gene Ontology annotation, biological process: chloroplast organization. Gene Ontology annotation, cellular component: chloroplast outer membrane. NCBI's taxonomy places the organism in Eukaryota, Viridiplantae, Streptophyta, Magnoliopsida, Rosales, Cannabaceae.